GUUAAGGGGAGCGUAUAAAUACACUCCUAUUCUCUUGUUAUCAUUUUCACUAGUUUUCCGUUCAUUACACUUCUCUUUCUUCUCUUCAUUCAACAAUCUUAAAAUCUCAAUUUUAAUUCCUUUUUUUUUUCCAUCCAUAUUCGCCUCUUUUUGGCUUCCUGUGCACGAGGAUUUUUUAAAAUACCUGCAAGAUGACUUGUGAAAGUCUUGACCCACCUGACAAUGAUAAAGAAACAUUUGAAGAGGUUGAUCCGACUGGUCGAUUUGGCCGAUAUUCUGACCUUCUUGGUGCUGGAGCUGUGAAGAAAGUGUAUAGAGCAUUUGAUCAGCAGGAAGGAAUCGAGGUUGCUUGGAACCUAGUUAAGCUUAAUAAUUUCAGUCAAGACCCAUCGGUUGGCGAUCGACUUGUCAAGGAAGUUCAGUUGCUCAGUCAACUAAGGAACACUUAUAUCAUCACUCUUAUUGAUGUUUGGAAGAAUUCCGAGCGUAACACUUUGAAUUUCAUUACUGAGAUUUGUACCUCAGGGAAUUUGAGAGAAUACAGGAAGAGACAUCGUCAUGUGUCGAUUAGAGCUUUGAAGAAAUGGUCAAAACAGGUACUCAAGGGUUUGGUCUACCUGCAUACACAUGAACCUUGUGUUAUUCACAGGGACCUUAAUUGCAGCAACAUCUUUAUAAACGGAAAUGUUGGUGAGGUGAAAAUCGGUGAUUUUGGGUUGGCAGCAACAGUGGGCACGAGUCAUGUAGCACACUCAGUACUGGGGACACCCGAGUACAUGGCACCAGAGUUGUACGAGGAAGACUACAACGAACUAGUCGACAUAUACUCUUUCGGGAUGUGUGUAUUAGAGAUGGUUACUCUAGAAAUCCCUUACAACGAAUGUGAGAGUGUCGCCCAAAUAUACAAACGGGUGACUAAUGGGUAUAAGCCCGAAGCUUUUCACAAGGUGCAUGAUCCGGAGGUGAAGGCGUUCAUCGGUAAAUGCAUUGGAAUUUAUACGCAAAGACCGUCUGCCUUGCAACUCCUCGCGGACCCUUUUUUCGCUGAAGUAGAUGACGACGAUGACAAUAACAAUAACGACAAUUCGACAUGAUGGACGAAAACAUGUAUGCCUUAGCUGAUUUAUUCAUGGACAAAACAUGUAUAUAAGUUCAACAAUUACCUUCUAUUAAUUUCCUGAUUCAUGAUCAGUAAUGUCUUUUUUUAUUUUACAUGUAUUUAAGUAAUCAAAAUUACACUAUGCAUCGUUUUUUUGUUUAUUAACACAAAUUAUCAAGUGAGUUCAUAUCUA
Molecule: messenger RNA, 1292 nt
Organism: Amaranthus tricolor (Joseph's coat)
Lineage: Eukaryota; Viridiplantae; Streptophyta; Magnoliopsida; Caryophyllales; Amaranthaceae
Product: probable serine/threonine-protein kinase WNK11
Exons: 3
Coding region: 192-1094 (300 amino acids)
Biological process (GO): intracellular signal transduction; protein phosphorylation
Cellular component (GO): cytoplasm
Molecular function (GO): protein serine/threonine kinase activity; ATP binding
Source: RefSeq, a predicted model, not a curated record